UUGACUUCCUUGCUUUCUGAGAUUGGGCUGAACAUUCAAGAAGCCCAUGCUUUUUCCACUGCUGAUGGCUUCUCCUUGGAUGUCUUUGUUGUUGAUGGCUGGGCAAAUGAGGAAAUUGAGCUGCUUAGAAAUGCACUGGAGAAGGAAAUCUUAAAGGCUAAGUUCCUUGAAGAUUUGGCAGAUUCUAAGCAAUGUAAACGUGAGAAUACUUAG
This is a messenger RNA of Ilex paraguariensis (yerba mate), 213 nucleotides long. The record is from the annotation of a GenBank genome assembly. Lineage: Eukaryota; Viridiplantae; Streptophyta; Magnoliopsida; Aquifoliales; Aquifoliaceae.